GGUAGAGAAGAUCUGGAGCCCCCCCAAGGGUGAGUACAAUGGGCUCUGGCAAGUCCCGAUCCCGGCCCGAGUCUCCGGCUCCGUUGGACUGUCCCUACGGCUCUCCCACUCUUUCGGUUUUUCCCCCUCCCCACCACCAUUUGCAUCUUGCCGAAAGCCGAGCCCUUCCCACUCAUUUGCAUAUCUUAUAUGGCCUAAUGGUGGCGAUCAUGGCAAGUUAGAAGUUUUCUGACUCCUCUCGGAGGAGACUCCGGGACCCCGGGGAGUAACAGGUGUCUGGAGUCUAAAGGGUGGAGGGGUUCCAGGACUUGGGGUUCUCUUGUAAAACUCCCCUCCACCCUCCUCUCUCACACCUACCCAUCCCCUCACCCUCUUCUUUUUCGUACUUGGAAAAUGGUGUCCAAGCUCACUUCGCUCCAGCAAGAACUCCUGAGCGCCCUGCUGAGCUCUGGAGUCACCAAGGAAGUGCUGAUCCAGGCCUUAGAGGAGUUACUGCCGUCCCCGAACUUUGGGGUGAAACUGGAGACGCUGCCCCUGUCCCCAGGGAGCGGGACGGAUCUCGACACCAAGCCGGUUUUCCAUACUCUCACCAAUGGCCACGCCAAGGGCCGCUUGUCUGGGGACGAGGGUUCGGAGGACGGAGACGACUAUGACACCCCUCCCAUCCUCAAGGAGCUACAGGCACUCAACACCGAAGAGGCCGCGGAGCAGCGGGCCGAGGUGGACCGGAUGCUCAGCGAGGACCCUUGGAGAGCCGCCAAAAUGAUCAAGGGCUACAUGCAGCAGCACAACAUCCCCCAGAGGGAGGUGGUUGACGUCACAGGCCUGAACCAAUCCCACCUCUCCCAGCACCUCAACAAGGGCACCCCCAUGAAGACCCAGAAGCGAGCCGCCCUGUACACCUGGUAUGUCAGAAAGCAACGGGAGAUCCUCCGACAGUUCAACCAGACAGUCCAGAGCUCUGGAAAUAUGACAGACAAAAGCAGUCAGGAUCAGCUGCUGUUUCUCUUUCCAGAGUUCAGUCAACAGAACCAGGGGCCGGGGCAGUCCGAGGAUGCCUGCUCUGAGCCCGCCAACAAGAAGAUGCGCCGUAACCGGUUCAAAUGGGGGCCCGCAUCCCAGCAAAUUUUGUACCAGGCCUACGACCGGCAAAAGAAUCCCAGCAAGGAGGAGAGGGAGGCCUUAGUGGAGGAGUGCAACAGGGCAGAAUGUUUGCAACGAGGGGUCUCCCCCUCCAAAGCCCACGGCCUAGGCUCCAACUUGGUCACAGAGGUCCGUGUCUACAACUGGUUCGCAAACCGCCGGAAGGAGGAAGCAUUCCGGCAGAAGCUGGCCAUGGAUGCCUAUAGCUCCAACCAGACGCAUAACCUGAACCCCCUGCUCACCCAUGGCUCCCCUCACCACCAGCCCAGCUCCUCUCCUCCCAACAAGCUGUCAGGAGUGCGCUACAGCCAGCAGGGGAACAAUGAGGUCACUUCCUCUUCAACCAUCAGUCACCAUGGCAACAGUGCCAUGGUGACCAGCCAGUCGGUUUUACAGCAAGUCUCCCCGGGCAGCCUGGACCCAGGCCACAGUCUCCUCUCACCUGAUGGUAAAAUGAUCACUGUCUCAGGAGGAGGACUGCCCCCCGUCAGCACCUUGACGAAUAUCCACAGCCUCUCCCACCACAACCCCCAGCAAUCUCAAAACCUCAUCAUGACGCCCUUGUCUGGGGUCAUGGCCAUUGCACAGAGCCUCAACACCUCCCAAGCCCAGAGUGUUCCGGUCAUCAACAGUGUGGCCAGCAGCCUGGCGGCCCUCCAGCCUGUCCAGUUCUCCCAACAGCUGCACAGUCCUCACCAGCAGCCUCUCAUGCAGCAGAGCCCAGGCAGCCACAUGGCCCAGCAGCCCUUCAUGGCUGCGGUGACUCAGCUACAGAACUCCCACAUGUAUGCACAUAAACAGGAACCCCCUCAGUAUUCCCACACCUCCCGGUUUCCAUCUGCGAUGGUGGUCACAGAUACCGGUAGCAUCAAUACCCUCACCAGCAUGUCUUCCAGUAAACAGUGUCCACUACAAGCCUGGUGAUGCCUACAUAACCACUCACUUUGUGUGCAGCAACAAGGACCCCAUUUUCCACACCAUCAAGUCUCCCUGGGCAGCUGUCACAGAAAGACCCGGUGACCUGCCGAGCACCAGGGAGCCCAGGAGAGGUCCCUGCUUACCUGACACCCUGCAGGCACCUUGAACAACCUGCUCCCUAGCGGUGCAGCCUGAAGCCUAGCUUCCCUUCUCUGCAGUAUUGCCACGAUGCCUCUCCC
Peromyscus eremicus (cactus mouse) is the source of this 2300-nucleotide messenger RNA. RefSeq names its product HNF1 homeobox B (gene Hnf1b). Gene Ontology annotation, cellular component: nucleus. Gene Ontology annotation, biological process: pancreas development; insulin secretion; positive regulation of DNA-templated transcription. Bases 394 to 2067 code for a protein of 557 amino acids. The transcript is spliced from 9 exons. Lineage: Eukaryota; Metazoa; Chordata; Mammalia; Rodentia; Cricetidae. The record is from RefSeq and is a predicted model, not a curated record. Gene Ontology annotation, molecular function: RNA polymerase II cis-regulatory region sequence-specific DNA binding; DNA-binding transcription factor activity, RNA polymerase II-specific.